Asterias rubens (European starfish) is the source of this 2193-nucleotide messenger RNA. Its product is annotated as leucine-rich repeat-containing protein 74B-like. Lineage: Eukaryota; Metazoa; Echinodermata; Asteroidea; Forcipulatida; Asteriidae. The record is from RefSeq and is a predicted model, not a curated record. The transcript is spliced from 13 exons. Bases 184 to 1794 code for a protein of 536 amino acids. Gene Ontology annotation, molecular function: calcium ion binding; protein binding.
GCGCCAUUUUGCCGUUCAUUAUUCAAGUUUCUCUCGGACGUGUUUGUAGUGUGAUUAUGAAUACACACAAUGCAAAGUAGCACAGCUUUCACUGCAGUUUUUUUUAGAUUAGCAUAACGACUACAGCCCAGUAUAUACUGCAUGGCAUUUUUCAAGAACUGGUACAAAGUUUAAACGUAAAAAAUGUCGAACGAAAAUGAGCCAGAUGAGCAAAAUGACGACGAGGUCAUGAGUGAGUUAGGAGUUGACGAGAACGCCAACCAGACACCGGCGGGUAGCAGGGCACCUAGCCGGGCCAAGAGCCGCGGUAGUAUCGGGGAUGAUAGGAAGACCGUAACAAGAAGGGGUCUAUCGUCGAUCCGACCAGACAGCAGGCUAUCUGGAGUGGAGGAUAACGAGGUUGCCAGGAAUAACAGUGCAGCUUCGGAGUCGACAUACAGUGAGGCCUUUGGGUUCGAUACAGACCUAGAGGUUGAAGAUGUGCGUGAAGACUACGAUUCUUCGGGUAAAUCCACCUACAAGGAAGCCUGUCGACUCAAUGGUGUCAUUCCAGUCUCGUAUUUUCUGCGACAUAUUUCAGACACGGAGCUGAUCAUGAAGCACCAUGGUCUGGGUCCUGCGGGUGCAAAGGCUAUCGCCAUAUCCCUAGUGACAAACACAACAAUCUGCAAGCUGAAUCUGAGUGAUAACUGGCUGGAUGCUGAAGGAGGAAUUGCCAUCGCUGACAUGCUAAAAGAAAACUGCUACAUUACAGAACUGGAUUUAUCGGAAAAUAGACUUGGUAAUGCUGGUGCCAAAGCAUUAUGUGAAAUGCUCCUACAGAACAACACAGUAACACAUCUCACAUUAACAGGAAACAACUUUGAAGAUAAGAGUGCCGAGUAUUUUGCUGAAGUACUUUUGACGAAUAACAAGAUUGAGUAUUUGAAUCUGAGCCACAAUGAAUUCAGUGAGGCGGCUGGUCUGGUUCUGGGCCCAGCUAUCUCGGAGAAUAUCACCAUCAGGCAGGUUAACCUAAGCUGGAAUCACAUUAGGAGGAAGGGAGCUCUUUCACUGGCUAAAGGAGUCAUGAAUAACAUGGGUUUGAAGAUUUUGGAUCUAUCUUGGAAUGGAUUUGGUAAUGAGGGAGCGCAGGCCGUUGGUGAAGCGCUCAAGUUCAAUGGAUCACUGGAAGAAUUGGACAUUGUAAAUAACAGAAUAUCCGGUGAAGGUGCAGUGUUUUUAGGGAAAGGUUUGGCCCACAAUGAAUCGCUGAAGAUUCUGAGGACAGGGAAGAACCCAAUGCAGGCAGCUGGAACUUUUGCCAUCUUAAAGGCCGUCAAAGACAACUCUAAUACAUUGAUUGAUGAACUGGACUUCUCGGGAAUCCAAGUCAACAAGGACUUUGAAGACCUUUUCAAUGAGCUGAAAGAGAUAAGGCCGAAUGUCAAAGUCCACCACGGCGGUAUGAAGGAAGCCGUCAAGCCUAAACUGAAGCUCAAUCCCAUGCUCAAACUCCAACGCUACAUCCAGAAGAACAACCUACGCCUUGUCGACUUCUUCAAUAAGUUUGACAAGGACGGUAGCAUGAGCGUCACAUAUGCCGAGUUUGAGGAGGGACUUGUGGAGAGUGGGAUUGAUCUGUCCGAGGAGGAGAUUGCGUUUAUGAUCGGGGAGUUAGACAAGGACGGGGAUGGAGAGAUCAAUUACAGUGAGCUGUUAUUUGGAGCCGUCCAGACCAAGGAGAAGGGGCGUCAGUUAGAGCAGGCAGUCCGUGACUUCAAGCAGGCUGUGACUACAUCCAUUACAGAGUAGGCCUAUCACUAUUGGAGCCCUCAAAACAUUUAAGGCUAGUCGCAGUUCCUUGUAACUUUCUUUAUGUGCACAGCUACAAUUAUGGGUCACUGUAUGUUACAAAGAUACAAAUGGGGUGCGAUCAAGCUUAAUGAGUCAUUUGUCCGAAAUAUCAUUAUGGAGAACGAGCUAACUGGUUGACAUUUUCAAAAAGUGUUCUUCCUUACUAAAUAACAUAAAAAAGGGUUAAAAUUAGCAAUGAAAUCUCGACUUCAAACUCCCUUUUCUCAGUUCCAUUCUCUCGUAUCUCGUAUCUCUUGGUGUUUCUACUUUCACAUCUGUUAAGCCAAAAGAGGGGUAUCAACCUGGCUUUAAAGGCAGUGGACACUAUUGGUAAUUACUCAAAAUAAUUAUUAGCAU